UGAUGAAAGGUGUUAUUUAUCGAGGUCAGGGAGGUGAGUUCAACGGAUUACAGUUUCAUGCUGUUUAUUAAAAACAAAUCACAACUAUCCAACUAAUAUAACGCGAUUAGACAGAUGUUUGCACACGUUUGGACAGCAUUUGGUGAGGUUGGGUGAAAGAUUCGAGAAAUUAACAAGCGUCAAACAGCAGAUUUUCUGUAGUCCACAAACUACAAAUCCCAACCUCUCUCGCCUUUUAACAGAAAAAGCAAAGCCACACUUGCGCCGUAAGGGAAAGAAGUGGAUGCGUUGGGGACACAGUAGGGGAAGGGAAAGAGACGAGGUUUUUCAACAUAAAUGGAGGUUCAUCCGUAGCGGUGAGAGAAGAGCAGCUGCAAAAAAAACAAAUACAAGUCAAAAUGGCGAAAGAGCAGGAGGUCGAACGCAUUGCUAAAACGCUGGACAAAAUGGUGCACAAGAAAAACACGGAUGGUGCCAUAUAUCUGCUGAGGGAACUGAAGAGCAUGAAGAUGUCUCUGGAGACUCUACAGUCCACCAGGAUCGGCAUGUCGGUGAACGCGGUGAGGAAGCAGAGUUCAGAGGAAGAGGUCCAGACUCUGGCCAAGUCACUCAUCAAGUCCUGGAAGAAACUACUGGAUGGUGCUGAGGGAAAGGCUGCGGAGGAGAAGAGGAGGGAGGGCUCUCCGCUGAGGUCAUCAACGUCCAAGGACAGUCCUGGAUCCAGCGACCAGAGCAAGAAACUGCCUGAGCCCCCUACGACCCCCACCACCCCUACGACCCCCACCUCUCCAAAGUUCACCUCCUUCCCCCAAGCCCCCGUCACCACUGACAGCGUACGCACCAAGUGCCGAGAGCUGCUGGUGGCUGCCCUGCAGACCGACGAUGACCACAAGACCAUUGGAGCAGACACGGACAACUUGGCUGCUCAGAUUGAGGACUGUAUCUACCAGGAGUUUAAGUCGACAGACCAGAAGUACAAGUCCAGACUGAGGAGCCGUAUCUCUAACCUGAAGGACCAGAAGAACCCGGACCUCCGACGCAACGUCCUCGCUGGAAACAUCUCUGCUGACCGUAUCGCUAGCAUGGCUGCUGAGGUACGGGGGGGGUGGCGUAUCGCUAGCAUGGCUGCUGAGGAGAUGGCGAGCGCGGAGCUGAAAGAGAUGAGGAAGGCUUUGACCAAGGACGCCAUCAGAGAGCACCAGCUGUCUAAAGUGGGCGGGACCGAGACGGACAUGUUUCAAUGUGGCAAAUGCAGGGGCAAGAACUGCACCUACACACAGGUGCAGACGCGCAGUGCUGAUGAGCCCAUGACCACCUUUGUACUGUGCAACGGCUGUGGAAACCGCUGGAAGUUCUGUUGAGGAGAAGAUAUUCUGGAUUUGCUAGUAGAAGAGCUGACCUGGAUGAAGAAAUAAACCUGGACCUAAAUUUUGUUACAACUGCAGACUGUUUUUUUUUUGUGCUUUUUUAAAUUCUUUUUUUAAUACUUUAUUUGAUUUUUUUUUUUACAUUUAACUCAUAAAUCUGUAGAAAAUAUUUUUGCCAUUUUUGAUUUAAUAUCCUUUUUUUUUUUAAAUAUAUAUUAAAUCACACUAGCCCUGGGUGCCUUUUCUGGUUCUGUUCACUUGCCUCAACCUCUUAUGGAAUGUCAUGUUUGGUUUGACAACAACAGGUUGGCAAGAGCACAAACUGUUCUGGGACCAGGCCGAAGUUGGACACUUGCUCUUAAAACAACAUUUUGGUUUGCUGUUCAUUAGUUGAAGCUCUCUCUUACUAAAAAAUAAAAAAAAUAUCUUAAUUUUUUUUUUGGGGGGGGGUGACUUUCUUUGCCCCUCUGUGCCACAAAUGAUCAUUUUACUGUUAGUUUUAUACACUUGCUGUAUUGAGUGUGUGUAUACACUCUUAGCAUAAGUCCCAAAUGCCACCCUAUUCCCUGUAGUGCACUAUAAAGGGAAUGGGGUAACAUUUGGAUACAUAAUUGCUGUAUAUAGAACACACCGUUGUUUCACUGUAUUCUGAAUCUACACUCUUACAUAUUCAGUACCACUCAAAACUCUGAAAUUGACGAAUAUGGAAUCAUGUAGUAACCAAAAAAAAAUAAAGUGUUCAAAAUGAAUCAAAAUAGUUUUUUUUAUUUUUUUUUAUUCUUCAAAGUAGCCACCCGUUGCCUUGAUGACAGCUUUUGCACACUCUUGGCAUUCUCUCAACCAGCUUCAUGAGCUACUCACCUGGAAUGCAUUUCAAUUAACAGGUGUGCCUUGUUAAUUUGGUUAAAAACCCUUGAAUGAGAAGUAGGAGUGUUCCAUUUUUUUUGACUGGUACUGUAUGAAUAAAAUACACAGAUUCUUAGUUCUGUUUUGGUUCUUCCAUAAACAAAUGAGAGAAACAGGAGGAUCUGCUAGAAGAUGAUAGAAUGAGAAAGGUUUGAGGAGGACAGUUUCUCCUCUUUUCCUUCUCUGCUUGACCUUUACUAAAAGGUUAGCGGAGUACUAGAGAAGGAGCCUGAUAUCCAAAUAGAGUUUGCUACUUUUUCCUCUCCUUUCUGUUAAAACAAUUAUAAACUGUAGUUCAGACUACUGGAGUAAAAGAGCCUCCUGACAAACUAUCGACUGGUUUGAAAAGUUUUGUCAUGCAAGUGAUUUAUUUUGUAUUGUCAACAUUUUGUCCUCCCAAUGGUAACUUGUGUAAAAUUUGAAUUAAAAACGGAUGUAAGGAGUGUGGAAAGAGA
Molecule: messenger RNA, 2728 nt
Organism: Oncorhynchus keta (chum salmon)
Lineage: Eukaryota; Metazoa; Chordata; Actinopteri; Salmoniformes; Salmonidae
Product: transcription elongation factor A protein 2-like
Exons: 10
Coding region: 399-1361 (320 amino acids)
Biological process (GO): DNA-templated transcription; transcription elongation by RNA polymerase II
Cellular component (GO): nucleus
Molecular function (GO): zinc ion binding; nucleic acid binding
Source: RefSeq, a predicted model, not a curated record